Molecule: messenger RNA, 937 nt
Organism: Haliotis rubra (blacklip abalone)
Lineage: Eukaryota; Metazoa; Mollusca; Gastropoda; Lepetellida; Haliotidae
Exons: 6
Coding region: 5-592 (195 amino acids)
Source: RefSeq, a predicted model, not a curated record
CUGAAUGAUGAUGGUGUCUGUGUCGGUUGUGAACGCUGUUCAAGCAAUUUGGUUGCUGCAAAGUAUUUCAUUGUUAGCCGGUGCUCAGAAUCUCGCAGAGAUGGUCUGUCCAGUGGAUGUACCAGAUGGGUACUCUGUAGUCGGGAGGACAACGUACCCACACUGGGUUUACUUCACCUGCCAAGGAUGCAAUGGCCAAGAAACCUGGGGGAGUUCUCAAUGUAAACAUGAUGGCACACGGGACGAAUUAAUAUUACCUAAUUGUACAGUUUCGUGUCAUAAUAGUGAGAUGCCCUAUAGAUGUAAGCCUUGGGUUCUACAAGAUUGUGAGUUCAGACCCGAUAUUUAUUGGGAGAAAUGUGGGCGGUCAUGUGAUACCCCGGCACUCUGUCACGGGGGGUCAGGCGAGUCAGACUGUCAGUGCGGCCAGUAUGCCCAGAAUGGACGAUGUGAAACCGACGCUAACAUCCGGGACACUGUUUGCCCUUACACCUGCUCCCGUAGAGCUCAAAUAACCUGCAGUGACCCGAAUCUUCUUUUCCCUCACGCGUUGGCCUCACUUCAGACAAAACGCCUCACUGGUUGGACGUGAUGACCUUCACAUGUGAGCCAGGCUACAUCAACAUGGGCGACGUUUCUUGGGUGGCUUGCAGCAGGAAUGGGACUUUUCUGUUGCAUAAUAAUGUACAAACACCGCACUGUGUUCCCAAGAAGAAGUAUGGAACUUUCAUAUUCUCCCCCAAGCCGAUCCGACUGAUGAUCCUCCAUUCACUUCCGGCUGAAUCCGACAUGAGGUGUGCUGCUGCAUGCCGGGAAAAAACGUCAUGUUCCUACUUCUUCUUUGAGAACAAUAGCUGCAGCAUGUGCAAGUACUAUAAGUGGAGAUCAGGAGGAUUAAACAUGGCAGGAAGGCCACUCUGGCAGAAAGUGUUUCCUA